Messenger RNA from Thelazia callipaeda (thelaziosis nematode), 561 nucleotides. Lineage: Eukaryota; Metazoa; Nematoda; Chromadorea; Rhabditida; Thelaziidae. The record is from the annotation of a GenBank genome assembly.
AUGACCUGCAAUACUGGUGACCACAGAAUUCGCUUGCUUCUUCAGUUCUUCCAGGGUAAUAGCACCCGAAAAUUUUCGCUAUACAGAGAACGACACAAUGGCUUCCCACUCUCGGCAUUCUUCCAAAUACGUCAAGUACCGCUUUCAGCACCUUUCCGACCACUUGCUUCGUGGGGUUUCGAUUCCACGGACGAAUGUUUCAAGCAUGAUCAUUCUGCUGGCAACGGAUUUCUGUACACUGGCAUAUCUUCAUCUGCACGUUGCUCAGACCUGAUUCUAUAUCCCGUGAAAUCAGUUGACAAAGAUGACCAAUAUCGAUUUGAUUAUAAUGAUGUUGGUUUUGGUAAUACUCAUAGUCAAGGCGCAACUGUAAUCAUAACUUGUACUGAAAGAGGACAGCCAGCUAUUGUUGAAGGUUAUGAUCAGCAACGAAUCUCUAUAACAUCAUCUCAAAAUUUGUUGGCAGCAUGCGCAAACGUUGGUGGUUCACAGUAUACUUGGACUACAUUUGGAAGAAUCUUGCAGUUCGAUGAAAUAAUUAUGGAGCAACCUAUUGAGUAA